Molecule: messenger RNA, 3657 nt
Organism: Postia placenta MAD-698-R-SB12
Lineage: Eukaryota; Fungi; Basidiomycota; Agaricomycetes; Polyporales; Adustoporiaceae
Exons: 4
Coding region: 1-3525 (1174 amino acids)
Biological process (GO): regulation of transcription by RNA polymerase II
Cellular component (GO): nucleus
Molecular function (GO): DNA-binding transcription factor activity, RNA polymerase II-specific
Source: RefSeq, a predicted model, not a curated record
AUGUCUCAUCCUCUCUUCUGGCCUGGCAAAUAUUACUGGUUUCCCAUUGGGAACACGGCUGCAGUGUGCUACUCCAGGGAUCUUGCUCCCGAAGAGCCGGGGAAUAUCCUCUUGCUUGGAUGUGGAGAUCCGAGGAAUGUCUUGUACACCAUCUACAAUGAGCCUACGAACGGAACACGUAGGCUUGACUUCACCUGUUGUGACUCAGAGCCAGCGGUGCUAGCCCGCAAUGUCCUCCUCCUGACGCUCGUAAUCGAUCAACAGUCCUAUACGAACACUGUCUGGAAUAUCUUUUACCAUCUUUAUCUCGACGACGCAUCACAUCAAGCAUUGCUCGCACAAUGCCGCAAGCUCGUUGCUCUUGCAGACACGGCACAGCGAUGGAGAGACAGUCCAUACGGUCGCAUCAUCAGGUUUUGCAGCGAUUAUUCCAGGAACGAAUUGCAGCGUCAUUGGUCUCUUUAUGCAGACAUGCAUGAGCUACCCGAGGCGCGCAAACGAGCAAUCCGCGAGGCGUUCUCCCGUGUCGCUGAGUUUAAUCUAAGCACGAAAGGUGUCGCGGGCGCCGCCCGCUCUGCGGGACCCCUCACGCAUCUUAUUCAAGAACCAAGCAUAUCGCUCUUUAGCCACUACUGGAAGACGGGAACAACUAUCUUCGAUUCCCCAGCCAUCGCUCAGGCUACAUUGAUCAACCCUACGUUCGUCUAUUCUCUCGCGGGCGAGGGUGGACAUGCCUACCACAGAACCGAGCCGCUCGCUGGAUUCCAUCUUGCGGCUGUUGCCGGAAACUCGGAGAGAACAGUGACUAUGAUGGACAUUGUCGAAGGCGCGAAAGCAGAGUUCAGUGAUUGGUGCACCGCUUUCAUCUCUCAUCUUGCCUCGUCAAGUUCCCGCGUUCCCAUUAUCCGGCUCGUCGUCGGCGAUGCCAUGGCCGUAUGCAGUUAUCUCGAAAGGCACGGCAACUUGGAGACGAUCCGUAGUACGACUCCAGUUGCUCAGUGGAAGACUCAGCCUAUGGCCUUCAAUAAAGAAUAUGCAUCGGAAGGCUUCCCUGAUCGCUUCAAUGUGAUCGACACAUCCAAUUUAGUGGACCAUAUUGACCUUCUCAACGUGCUGAUCAUUGCUCUGCCGCUUCUCGAACCCCCACCGCGACCAUCUGUCCUCUACACGGAGUCCCUCCUGUUCGAAGGCCUAAACCCGACAAAGGACUUCGCGCGUCGCUUGCGCGCUAAUCUCACUGUCAUGUCGUUACUACUAGGCGUUACGCCGAUCGAUUACGUGUCUGGUUUCAGCUCUCGCUCCAAUACGCACGACCUGAUGUUGCACGCUGCAGUGGGAACGGACGCAGCACAGUUCCAUCAGGUGACGACAUGGAAGACUCCUUUGACAGGGGAUCCCUACGCGUAUCGCUGCGGGGGAGCAGCGCUCCCCCCCGUUUUUGACCACAUCCAACUCGGUACAUUCCUGUACGAUCUCUACCACGCCCUCUUCGAGAAAGAGGAUGUUUUCUACCUCUUGGGGCUCAAGGAGAAGCGGCGGGCCAAGGCACUCGCUCACUCCGAUAUCAUACACAUCAACCGUGAGACUUAUGUCUUAUUUCUGAAGCUCGUCAAAGGCCGUCUCUGCAUCUCUCGCGAAGUGUGGAACAGGGUUAUGCUUAGGUUCUGGGAUCUCUUCGAAGCCGAUCAGACACUGGUGAUGGAUAAAGUCUACGGGCAAGAAUUCGUCACGCAGUUACAUCUUCAUCACGUCGUGACGCUGCCAUUCCUCUCUUUUCCACCGCAGAAACUAGGUCGCUUUGCGGGAUGGGCUUCAGUUCCAACACUUGUCCGCGUCAUCCUUAUAGUUCCCCGUGAAAGGCUAUCGAAACUAUCGGACAUCGCGCAAGAUAAUCUAACCCCACCGCUUCAGUGUGAUAUCCUCGGGCCGGAGAAAAUUAACUCCUUCGCAUCCGUUCAUGCUGCCUUUGGUCAUGCUUACACGGCUGGGACAAGGGAGAGCCCACGUGUUUCAUUCGAACAAGACCCGGAAGAGUGGAACGGUACAUCCCCGCUCAUAGUCUCGUUCAUCCUUGCCGCGAGAUACUUAGAAUUCCAGCCUCAUCAUCUGCAGAGGGUGGCCUUAUCCAUACCCAAUUUCAGCGGCUCCGCCCGUGUGACGAUUGCCGGACAUGGGGAGAGCCUCUGCAUCCAUAGUGCAGACCUCACCGACGAAUCUUCUGUGCUUCUCGUGCCUGAGCGACAUUCCCCGCCUGAUCAGCCCUCAAGUCCUAUCUCCUCGUCUUCUUCCCCCUCUGUCGUACACGGGGAUCGCACUGAAAUUGGGACGUCAGGGCGUGCAGUCGUAGCACUCGAUGAACAGUGCGAACUCGUUACAACGAUGACAUGCACAGUGUCCAUCGAGAACGAGGUGGUUCAGUGGAAGCUCGGUGAAGGUGCUCAGCCAAGCAUUGUACAGAUAUCUCCUUGCACUAUGAAGCUUACGCUCUGCGGACGUGUCCAAUAUGUCACGUAUCCGUUUCCCGUGAUUGGAAGCCAGAACCGGCUUCGCCCAGCUCGCAAAUCACGGUACAUUGAGGUCGUGGUUCCUGUAUAUGGGCCAUUCAAACCCGAGGGAAUGAAGUUAAAUCCAUUUCCCGUCAUCGACAUCGAUCGACAGCUUGCCCUCUGGAGCAUGCAUCGCGUAAAUCUGCGCUGCAUGCCCUCUCUCGUGCUCGGGACCCCAGGAUCAAUCCAACGGCUUGAUGCUCACGUUGGAAACAUGAUGUCCAAUCGUGAGCACUCUUUGCUCCGAGAGGGCCAUAAGGGAGAUAAGGGAGAUCCCAUGCUAAAUCUCAAGCAAUCACUGUCAAUCAUUUUUUGCCCGGCGGACAGGGAUCUUGAGGGCAGACCGCGGCGUCUUCUAGCACUGCUUGAUGAUGCUACCAACAACUUCGACACACUUAUCUUCGUCGAUACCUUCCAUUACGACCUACAAUACCACACCAUCGUGUGCUCAGGCUAUGUUCUUCCGACUACAGAAGAAUUCAUGAGCAGAAUGCGUGUGCCGUUCGGAAGGUUGGUCGAGCUAGGUCGGAUCUCGCACCUACGGCUCUAUUCGGGCGGGCUGAAAUUGUGGAAGCAACUGCUUCCUGCGUUGGCCGAGCGGUGCCGGUAUUCUUGGCAGCACACCGAUAAAUGCGAAUACAGGAAGAAAGGAACAAUCCCGCUAUCCGAAGAGAGCGACGAGGACCCGCUUUGCAGCUGCGGCAGGGGAAAGGAUGUCGCAUGCAUGAACCGGAACGAAGUAUGGAGACCGUUCGCGCCACAUGUCACCCGUAUCGCGCUUUCGCCCCUCUUCGCUGUCUCAUACCUUGAAACUGUAGGUCGCCAACCGAGUGCUCACAGGUGCUUUGUAUGCAGAGGUAAUGGAAAGCCGAAGAUUAUGGCCUGUGGUCGCUGUAAUAAGGUCCGGUAUUGUUCCAAGGCAUGCCAGAAGAAUCACUGGAGGGAACACAAGACACAAUGUGUUACCAGCGAUGCAUGAGGGUAUCCUGGACUCUGGGCAAGGGGCGUUCGACGUCCUCUCCGAAUAUUUCUGUAAUUUCACCUAGGUAUUCAGGAACGAGUAGCCUAUGUACGACUUCUUGUCGCGAACCCGCAACGACAUCGUUAUAAA